Dendroctonus ponderosae (mountain pine beetle) is the source of this 2348-nucleotide messenger RNA. RefSeq names its product probable actin-related protein 2/3 complex subunit 2 (gene Arpc2). The record is from RefSeq and is a predicted model, not a curated record. Gene Ontology annotation, molecular function: actin filament binding; structural constituent of cytoskeleton. The transcript is spliced from 6 exons. Gene Ontology annotation, biological process: Arp2/3 complex-mediated actin nucleation; actin filament polymerization. Gene Ontology annotation, cellular component: actin cytoskeleton; Arp2/3 protein complex. Lineage: Eukaryota; Metazoa; Arthropoda; Insecta; Coleoptera; Curculionidae. The coding region runs from base 103 to 1011 and encodes 302 amino acids.
ACGUUACUGACGUUGACUGACAAUCUGCACCUCCCAUGUCGGACAAACUAGGUUUAUUUUCCUGAAAUUGGCAAAAUAGUACUUAUUCGAGCGAGUUCCAAGAUGAUUUUAUUAGAGAUAAAUAACAGGGUAGUCGAAGAUACGCUUACGUUGAAGAUAAAAAAUGCGCAAGCCGGGUUAAAAAACGAGAGCAUAGACGUGACAGUGGCCGAUUUUGAUGGGGUUCUAUAUCACAUUUCUAAUCUCAAUGGAGAUAAAGCUAAGAUUAGGAUUAGCAUAGCAUUAAAGUUCUAUAAGCAACUUCAAGAACAUGGUGCUGAUGAACUGCUCAAAAGAGUGUACGGAUCAUAUUUAAUGGCCGCUGCUGAGAGUGGCUACAAUGUAACUUGUCUCAUAGAUUUAGAUAAUAUACCAUCAGAUUGGACAGAAGUGGUUCAAAAGAUGGGGCUGUUGAAGAGGAACUGUUUUGCUUCGGUGUUUGAGAAAUACUUUGAUUUCCAAGUGGCAGGCGAUGAGGGCCAAAAUAGAGCCGUGAUUCAUUAUCGGGACGAUGAAACAUUAUAUGUAGAAGCCAAAGCAGAUAGAGUAACCGUUGUGUUUUCAACGCGAUUUCGCGACGAAGACGAUGUAAUAAUAGGCAAAGUAUUUAUGCAGGAACUUAAGGAAGGGCUAAGGGCUUCGCAUACUGCGCCCCCGGUUUUAUUCAGCCACAGAGAGCCCCCUAGAGAACUUCAAGACACUGACGCUAAAGUGGAUAAUAAUGUGGGCUACGUGACAUUUGUGCUAUUCCCAAGACACACAGCGAAAAAUACCAGAGACAACACUAUCAAUUUAAUACAUAUGUUUAGACAUUACUUGCACUAUCAUAUUAAGUGUUCAAAGGCUUACAUUCACAGUAGGAUGCGUGCCAAGACCUCCGAGUUUUUGAAAGUUUUGAACCGGGCCAGGCCUGAGAAUAAGUCGACGGACAAAAAGACUAUUACUGGGAGAACAUUUAUAAGAAGAGAUUAGUGUAAAUAGAAAAAAAACCGUUAGGAGUUCUGAACUAUUCGAAAAAAUGUUUGGCUCAACGUGAACAGAAAUAAAUUUAACUGCCAGCCCUAUGAUUUUGCCCCGCCCCGGUAAAAUGAUUUGUUUGUUGCAAAGUAUAUUUUGCCUUAUUACCGCUAUUUCUCCCCUUUAUAGAAAAUGGUUUUAUAUUUAUUUUAUACUUUUAUAAGUUAUAAUGUUAUAUUUAUUACGCAAAUGGUUUGUUAUUAAGCUGGUUAAAUUGCAAUAGAUUAUUCAAGUGUAUUGUGGAAUGUAGUACAUGACGUGUUAUUUGAACAUUGGAAUAAAUUACAUUUAUUAGAGGCAUUCAGCAGGAAUAGCAUUUUGGAAAAUUUAUGGAACUGACAAAUAAUGCCUUCAGUAAAUUGGGUGACCAAAGUAAAGUUGACAAAGUAAAUAAACAUUUGGGCAUUUGGAUCUCUUUUUGAGAUGAAAUUUGAUAUAGCUACUUUUCAUGGGGUCUUGCAGGAGGUUAAAACCCGUUGAAAAUUCGUUGCAUUAUUACUAUUAUCGAGCAGUAUUUUUUAACAUUUUCUUGUCUGUGUCCGUUUUACCUCUUAUGGCUAGAUUUCAGGAGCGUGUACCUACUACUGAAAUUUCAAAUAGUGUUAAUUUCAUUAUUUUAAUCUACUUUCUAAGGUAAUAAAUUAUAAUGUAAAUAAUUACGUUCGAAACGUGGCAGUGAGCUUCCUAAAUCGUGGUCCUAGCAUUUUCAAAUAUGUAUAUUUUAAGUGAUACUAAAUAAUUUUAUUUAAUGAGAGGAUAUCUGACUGGAAUGACCAGUUACAGCUUAUGUUUAAAAAUUUGAAUUGUAAAUAUUCCCUCACAUAUCCUCUUCAGGUUGUACAUUUUUUUGCUUUAAUCAAAAUAGUUUGUUUUUGUAAAUUUAUAAGCUUUUUCUUCUCUUGGUCAUACUACGAUGGUUUAGUCUAAUAAAAUAUUGUCAAUUUUUUAUAUGAUUUUUUUAAGUGUGCGAUACCAACACUAAGUAAGUAAGUAUACGAUAAGGGACAAUUGCCUCAAAUAUUAAGCACCUUGCAACAGUUACAAAAAAAGUAAAUUGCAAAAUGUAUUAAACUUAAUAUUAAUACAUCAAAAAUUCAAACCAAGUUAACUGUCGCGGGUUGAAGAAAAUGUUUUGUAAUGUGUAAAAUUAAACUUCCAAAUCAAAUUUUAGCUUGAUAUUAGCUGUUAAAUAAUAAUAAAUGAAGUAAUUGUACCUUGUCCACGCGUUCCGAAAAUAUAUUAUAGGCCGUAACCGUUGUUCUUGGAUCAUAGAAAAUAAAUUGUUAUUUUUA